Physella acuta is the source of this 1436-nucleotide messenger RNA. Its product is annotated as EEF1A lysine methyltransferase 2. NCBI's taxonomy places the organism in Eukaryota, Metazoa, Mollusca, Gastropoda, Physidae. Gene Ontology annotation, molecular function: protein-lysine N-methyltransferase activity. Gene Ontology annotation, cellular component: cytoplasm. The record is from RefSeq and is a predicted model, not a curated record.
UGUAGUCAUUGUUAGUUCAACUUGUAAGUAGUUACUCUUUUAGACCUGGUAGUUAAAAGGGCUAAUGAGGAAGGGUUCACAUGUUUCUUUGACCUCGACAUGUGGUGAUGUUAGUUCUGACUUCUGUGCCCAGCCACAUAUACUCUCCCACACGAGAUCUGGAUGGACUCAAGCACAGCUUUCAGAUUUGAAUCUUACGAAUUAGUAGUCAUGCCCACCAUCCCAUAUUCCAACUAUUUAAAAAUUUAUUGGCCUAUUCUGGAUUUUUCUCUCUUAAUAAGUUAAUUUAUCAACUGCAAUUCAAAGAAAUAUUAAGAUUGUAAGCUGACUUGAUUCUCAACUAUGGAGGAAAAUGAAGCAAUAUCUGACUUUGGUUCUUCUGAAUUAGGAACUCAAGAGUACUGGGAUAAUGCCUACAGUAGAGAGUUAAAAUCUUUUGAUGAAAUUGGUGAUGUAGGGGAAAUUUGGUUUGGAGAAGAAGCACAGCAUAGGGUUGUAAACUGGAUAGCGAAUAAGUCUGGUUUACCCUCUACUGCUAAAAUAUUGGAUCUAGGUUGUGGUAAUGGGUUGCUCCUUCUUGCACUGACAGAAGAGAACUUUACAAACUUAACAGGCGUAGAUUACUCUGAGGGAGCUAUCCAACUGUCCAAAAGCAUAGCUAAUAAGGAAGGUGUUACUGAUAUUAAUUUCCUGGUGUGUGACCUUUUAUCUACUUCUUCUGUGGAAGAUUUGUCCAAGCAAGGACCCUUUGAUGUUUGUGUUGAUAAAGGUACCUAUGAUGCAAUCAGCUUACGCCAAGCCCAUGUUGUGGAUGACAGAAGGACCUACAGCUGUAGUGUUAAGUCAUUGCUUAAAGAAGGAGGCUUGUUUAUCAUCACUUCUUGCAACUGGACAUCCGAGCAGCUUAAGCUUAAUUUUCAAAAUGAGUUUGAGUUAGUUCAUGAAAUACCAGCUCCAAAAUUUACCUUUGGUGGAAAAACUGGACAAACAGUAACAACACUAGUUUUUAAAUUGAGGUAGCAAAGAGUCUUUCUUAAGACAAGCAAAUGUGAAGGUGUUCUGACUUCUUUUUGGUGCUUUAAAGAAAAGGCCAAAAUCUGAUGAAUCUCAUCCUGACAAGCUGCAAGGACUGAUCAUGAUGGUAACAGCCCAUUGCCCAUUGAGUUGUAUGGUUUGGACAAGGUCUGAUAUACCAUCGACUGGUUCCCUAAAUAUGGACAGAUCUAAUGCUAUUCAAAGAAUAGAUAUGUAUAAGCUAAUCAAUAAAUAUACUUGAAGAGUUUAUAUUAGCUUGGCUUAGCACAGUUACAAAAUCUCACUUUUGUAUUAUGUAUGUAUUUUUGCAUGUCAAAAAGUCACUGUACAUACCAGUAAUGUUAAAGAAUCAACCACAAAAACAUAGAAUUAAAACACAAAAACCUAGUCAUUUUCAUAUA